GCCGGGGCCGGUGUCCGCGCCUCAUGAAUAUGCAGGGGCCGCCUCCCUCCCUCCGUGACGUCACGGGCCGUCCCGGGGUGAGCGCCGGAGCAGCUCGGGGUCCGCGCCAGUGAGCGCGGCUGCUGCCGGCGGGCGAGCGGCGCGGCGGCGGGUGGGCACCGAGGCCGAGCGCGGCGGCGCCGACGCGCACCGAGCGGGCAGGGCGAGGCGGCGCGGCCCGGCGGGCACCGGAGGCGAAGCCGGCGCGGGCAGCAGGCGGCAGCGGCAGCUGGUCGGCGGCGGCGGCGAGGAUGCUGCCUGGGAGGCUGUGCUGGGUGCCGCUCCUGCUGGCGCUGGGCGUGGGGAGCGGCAGCGGCGGCGGCGGGGGCAGCCGGCGGCGCCGCCUCCUCGCGGCUAAAGUCAACAAGCACAAGCCAUGGAUCGAGACUUCGUAUCAUGGAGUCAUAACUGAGAACAAUGACACAGUCAUUUUGGACCCACCACUUGUAGCCCUGGAUAAAGAUGCACCAGUUCCUUUUGCAGGGGAAAUCUGUGCAUUCAAGAUCCAUGGCCAGGAGCUGCCCUUUGAGGCCGUGGUGCUCAACAAGACAUCAGGAGAGGGCCGGCUCCGGGCCAAGAGCCCCAUCGACUGUGAGCUACAGAAGGAGUACACGUUCAUCAUCCAGGCCUAUGAUUGCGGCGCGGGGCCCCGGGAGACGGCCUGGAAGAAGUCGCACAAGGCUGUGGUCCACAUCCAGGUGAAGGACGUCAAUGAGUUUGCUCCCACCUUCAAAGAGCCGGCCUACAAGGCCGUCGUGACGGAGGGCAAGAUCUACGACAGUAUCCUGCAGGUGGAGGCUGCCGACGAGGACUGUUCACCCCAGUACAGCCAGAUCUGCAACUACGAGAUCGUCACCGCUGAUGUGCCUUUUGCCAUUGACAGAAAUGGCAACAUCAGGAACACUGAGAAGCUGAGCUAUGACAAGCAGCACCAGUAUGAGAUCCUGGUGACCGCCUACGACUGCGGACAGAAGCCGGCUGCUCAGGACACCCUGGUGCAGGUGGACGUGAAACCAGUUUGCAAGCCUGGCUGGCAAGACUGGACCAAGAGGAUUGAGUAUCAGCCAGGCUCGGGGAGCGUGCCGCUGUUCCCCAGCAUCCACCUGGAGACGUGCGACGGGGCCGUGUCCUCCAUCCAGAUCACCACAGAGCUGCAGACCAAUUACAUCGGCAAGGGCUGUGACCGGGAGACCUACUCGGAGAAAUCCCUUCAGAAAUUAUGUGGAGCCUCCUCUGGCAUCAUUGACCUCUUGCCGUCCCCCAGCACUACCACCAACUGGACCGCAGGACUGCUAGUGGACAGCAGCGAGAUGAUCUUCAGGUUUGAUGGCAGGCAGGGUGCCAAGAUCCCUGAUGGGAUCGUGCCCAAGAACCUGACGGACCAGUUCACCAUCACCAUGUGGAUGAAACACGGUCCCAGCCCUGGCGUGAGAGCCGAGAAGGAAACCAUCCUCUGCAACUCAGAUAAAACGGAAAUGAACCGGCACCACUACGCCCUGUACGUGCACAACUGCCGCCUCGUCUUCCUCCUGAGGAAGGACUUCGACCAGGCCGACACCUUCCGCCCCGCGGAGUUCCACUGGAAGCUGGACCAGAUUUGUGACAAAGAGUGGCAUUACUAUGUCAUCAAUGUGGAGUUUCCUGUGGUUACUUUAUACAUGGAUGGAGCAACGUAUGAACCAUACCUGGUGACCAACGAUUGGCCCAUUCAUCCAUCUCACAUAGCCAUGCAACUUACAGUCGGCGCUUGUUGGCAAGGAGGAGAAGUGGCCAAACCACGUUUUGCCCAGUUCUUCCACGGCAGCCUGGCCAGUCUGACCAUCCGCCCUGGCAAAAUGGAGAGUCAGAAGGUGAUUUCCUGCCUGCAGGCCUGCAAGGAAGGGCUGGAUAUUAAUUCCCUGGAAAGCCUCGGCCGAGGAAUAAAGUAUCACUUCAACCCCUCGCAGUCCGUCCUGGUGAUGGAAGGGGACGACAUUGGGAACAUCAACCGUGCCCUCCAGAAGGUCUCCUACAUCAACUCCAGGCAGUUCCCGACCGCGGGUGUGCGGCGCCUGAAGGUCUCUUCUGAAGUGCAGUGCUUUGGGGAAGACGUGUGCAUCAGCAUCCCCGACGUGGACGCCUACGUGAUGGUGCUGCAGGCCGUCGAGCCCCAGAUCACCCUCCGCGGCACGGACCGCUUCUGGAGACCCGCUGCCCAGUUUGAAAGUGCCCGUGGGGUGCUCCUCUUCCCCGACAUCAAGAUUGUGAGCACCUUCGCCAAAGCCGAGGCCCCGGGGGAUUUAAAGACCACAGCCCCCAAAUCAGCAGUCUUGGACGAAAUGCUUCACAACUUAGAUUUCUGUGACAUUUUGGUGCUGGACGGGGACUUGGACCCAAGACAGGAGUGCUUGGAGCUCAACCACAGUGAGCUCCACCAGCGACACCUGGAUGCCACCAACUCCACCGCGGGCUACUCCAUCUAUGGUGUGGGCUCCCUGAGCCGCUAUGAGCAGGUGCUGCAUCACAUCCGCUACCGCAACUGGCGGCCGGCCUCCCUCGGGGCCCGGCGCUUCAGGCUCAAGUGCUCGGAGCUCAACGGGCGCUACACCAGCAAUGAGUUCAACCUGGAGGUCAGCGUCCUCCACGAGGUCAGAGUUUCAGACGAGGAGCACGUCAACCACCUGAUCGUGCAGCCUCCCUUCCUCCAGUCCGUCCACCACCCCGAGUCCCGGAGUAGCAUCCAGCGCAGUGCAGUGGUCCCGAGCAUCGCCACAGUGGUCAUCAUCAUCUCCGUGUGCAUGCUGGUGUUCGUUGUGGCCAUGGGCGUGUACCGGGUCCGCAUCGCCCACCAGCACUUCACCCAGGAGACUGAGGCUGCCAAGGAGGCCGAGAUGGACUGGGACGACUCUGCGCUCACCAUCACAGUCAACCCCAUGGAGAAACAUGAAGAACCAGGGCGAGGGGAAGAUGAGACGGAGGACGAGGAGGAGGAGGAGGAAGUGGAGGAAGACCUAAGCUCCAGCAGCAGCGACUCCGACGACAGCGACGAGGAGGAGGAGGAAGGGCUGGGCAGGGGCAGACGUGGGCAGAGCGGAGCCAGGCAAGCCCAGCUGGAGUGGGACGACUCCACCCUCCACUACUAGUGCCCGGCUGUCUGCGCCCGCCCACCGGUCCCUUUUGUAAGCCCCACCCCGAUGUAUGCCCGAGUCUAUCACACGUCGCCUCUGAUUUCUAUGACAGGUCUGGGCAGGCCUUCCCCAGCGUCCUGGAACCCGCCCUGUAAGCCUUGGGCACUCCCUGUGUCCCAGCUCUGGGGUGGUUUCAAGAAGCCCCAUGUCAUCAUCAGUGGGGACUUCAGGGUGGACUUUGUCCUGUAGCCCCCACUUCACCAGCCCUGGGCUCACCCAGCACCCUGUCUGCCAAGCUGCAGAGUCCUGCCUUGGCUCUUCUCUGCAAGGGAGAAGGUCAGCCUUCGUGUCGCUUCCCUCCCCUGGGCCCCAUGUUCCCAGUGCCCUGGAUUCCAGCUCACUGUGCGUGCGCCUGACUCGGUCGUCUCUCUCUACACAGACCGGCAGGUUCUCCUUACCUGACUUCAGGUGGCUUCCUAAGGUGGGGCAGUCAGACUUCACACACCCGAGGUCUUAGUCCUUAAUGCUUUAGAGGAAAGUCCUUGUUGAGGCAGAAUUAUUUACAAAAGGUUGACACGCACAUAUGCACGUGCGCGCGUGUGCACACGCUCUCCCCGGUCUGAAGAGCCUUUCCCUUUGUCCUUUCUGAGGCCACAUAAGCUUAAAUGAAAAGUCUGAAAGCAAGAAUAGGUCCUUGGCCACAACAGGGCCUGGUCCCCAACCAAAGCUGUCUGAGAAGCUGCCUGCCUGGCAGCCACGGAGCCCCGCAUGGCCGUCCUGCUGGGCACUGCCCCAGGUGACAGCUGUGACAAGCCUGCAUCCAGGGAUCAGAAGGAGCGCUGAUGAGAUGACACAGCUGGGCUUCAUGGUGGCCACGGAUCUGGGAGCCGGGGCUGGCUGGGCCCACCUAGGCCAGAAGGGGGCCCGAGGUUGACAAGACUCUCAGCACCUACUCUUAUGGUCCCUUGUCCCCUAUUUCACACUGUUUUGCCUCUUGAAAAAAACACAUUCUUCUUGGAUAUAUUAGAACAAGUGUGAACUGCGCCGCAUCUAAAAUGAAAGUUUGGAGAUUUAACGGCUAGGAAUUAGAGAUAGAUUUGCAAUCAUAACAGCUUCUUCUUUCUUCUUCUCAUAAAAGGAGCAAUGCUUUGGGUGGAGGGCAAAUAUAUCCAAAAACCUCA
Messenger RNA from Equus quagga, 4327 nucleotides. It is a transcript of the gene CLSTN2, whose product is annotated as calsyntenin 2. Gene Ontology annotation, biological process: positive regulation of synaptic transmission; homophilic cell-cell adhesion; positive regulation of synapse assembly. The coding region runs from base 291 to 3161 and encodes 956 amino acids. Gene Ontology annotation, molecular function: kinesin binding; amyloid-beta binding; X11-like protein binding. Gene Ontology annotation, cellular component: postsynaptic membrane; cell surface. NCBI's taxonomy places the organism in Eukaryota, Metazoa, Chordata, Mammalia, Perissodactyla, Equidae. The record is from RefSeq and is a predicted model, not a curated record. The transcript has 17 exons.